Molecule: messenger RNA, 3360 nt
Organism: Triplophysa dalaica
Lineage: Eukaryota; Metazoa; Chordata; Actinopteri; Cypriniformes; Nemacheilidae
Gene: eef1a2
Product: eukaryotic translation elongation factor 1 alpha 2
Exons: 8
Coding region: 732-2123 (463 amino acids)
Biological process (GO): translation; translational elongation
Molecular function (GO): GTP binding; translation elongation factor activity; GTPase activity
Source: RefSeq, a predicted model, not a curated record
GUUCAUAUAAUGGAGGUCAAUUGAAUUCUGUUAAAGGGAUAGUUAACAAAAAAAAGAAAAUUGAUUAACCCGCAUGUCAUUUAAAACCUGAAUUUGAUUGAUCUUGGUCAUUGUCCAUACAGUGGAAGUCAGUAUUGUUUGAUUACCAAUGUUCUUCAAAAUAUCUUAUGUGUUCUCCUGAAGAAAGUAAAUUGUAAAGGUUUGGAGUGACGUGUGUGUGUCCAUGAUGAAAUAACUUUUUGGUGAACUAUCACUUUUACAGAUGUCGAUGCGGUUACAAUAUUUUUUUAAUGGUUUAAUAAAUAAUACAAUUCCAUUCCUAAAUAAUCUCAUAGCAUUUGCUUAAAUUAAGUUGACUAGAUAACAAUAACAUAGUUAAUAUUUCUAUAAACCGUUUUUAAAAAGAACAUGAUUUGGUCAUCCAUCUGUUCAGAAUUAUAUUUUCAUCUGUUUUUUCCCUUGGUGAGAUAAAUCAGGACAGCUGAGUCACUGUGGGUUGUUGCUCUCUCCUUCAUCUCUCCUGCUUUCGUUUUAAGUUCAUUUCUGCUGCUGUUGCAACCGUAUCACUGCAGUCCCUCUCCACAGCCUCACCCCCACUUCAAGUGCCGCAUUGCUGUAUCAAACGGGACGAUUUUAUUACACACACAUACUUACAGGAGCGCAGGGUGUCUGUUUGCUGAGGGCCGAGCAGAAGGAGAACAAGCAAACUCCAGCUGUUCCAACCCUUGAUCAUGGGGAAAGAGAAGAUCCACAUCAACAUUGUGGUCAUCGGCCAUGUUGAUUCUGGAAAGUCGACAACCACUGGUCAUCUCAUCUAUAAAUGUGGAGGGAUUGAUAAAAGGACCAUUGAGAAGUUUGAGAAAGAGGCUGCUGAGAUGGGGAAAGGUUCCUUCAAGUACGCCUGGGUUCUGGACAAGCUAAAGGCUGAGAGGGAGCGUGGGAUCACAAUAGAUAUCUCACUUUGGAAGUUUGAGACCACCAAGUACUACAUAACUAUAAUAGAUGCCCCCGGACACAGAGACUUUAUCAAAAACAUGAUCACUGGGACGUCUCAGGCAGACUGCGCAGUUCUCAUUGUGGCCGCUGGGGUUGGUGAAUUUGAGGCAGGCAUCUCUAAAAACGGGCAAACCAGGGAACACGCCCUACUGGCCUACACACUGGGUGUCAAGCAGCUGAUUGUAGCCGUCAACAAGAUGGACUCCACAGAGCCGGCCUACAGCGAGAAACGCUAUGAUGAGAUUGUUAAGGAAGUAAGCGCCUACAUUAAAAAGAUCGGCUACAGCCCCGCCUCCGUGCCCUUCGUCCCUAUUUCAGGUUGGCAUGGCGACAACAUGUUGGAAGCAUCAUCUAAUAUGCCAUGGUUUAAAUGCUGGAAGCUGGACAGGAAGGAGCAGCACGCUAAUGGUGUUACCUUGCUGGAAGCUCUUGACACCAUCAGGCCCCCAACACGCCCCACUGACAAACCCCUCCGUCUACCCUUACAAGACGUCUAUAAGAUUGGAGGUAUAGGGACUGUACCAGUAGGCAGGGUGGAGACAGGUAUCAUGCGGCCCAGCAUGGUGGUGACCUUUGCCCCGGUCAACAUCACGACCGAAGUGAAGUCCGUGGAGAUGCAUCAUGAGUCUCUGAGCGAAGCGCUACCUGGAGACAACGUGGGUUUCAAUGUUAAGAACGUGUCGGUGAAAGACAUCCGAAGAGGAAACGUGUGCGGAGACAGCAAAUCAGACCCACCCCAGGAGGCAUCAGGCUUCACAGCACAGGUGAUCAUCUUGAAUCACCCAGGACUGAUCAGUGCUGGUUACUCUCCUGUAAUAGACUGUCAUACCGCUCAUAUCGCCUGCAAGUUUGCCGAGCUUAAGGAGAAGAUCGAUCGCCGCUCAGGCAAGAAGCUGGAAGACAACCCUAAAAGCCUGAAGUCUGGAGACGCCGCCAUUGUAGACAUGAUCCCAGGGAAACCCAUGUGUGUGGAGAGCUUCUCUCAGUAUCCUCCACUGGGUCGCUUUGCUGUCCGAGAUAUGAGGCAGACUGUUGCUGUUGGUGUCAUCAAAAACGUGGAAAAGAAGAUUGGGGGCAGCGGAAAAGUAACCAAAUCUGCACAGAAGGCUCAAAAAGCUACCAAAUAAAUCUCACAAAGCUACCUUUUCACCUCAGGCCCCGUCCAGCUCAAACAACCAAUCGGCUGCCCCCCUUUCCUCUGGGCAUGUUCCGCUUUCCCUCACGUGUGCUUGAAAAUAUCUGCUCUAACCAAUUGCUGGUGUAUGACUGAAGGAAAUAAUGGAGGAUUGACACUAUAUAUUGUACAUUUGGACAUCUCAUGCUAUAUAUUCACCAACAGACUGUUACACAUGCAUAGCUGGUUCAAAACGCGGCAGCUCGAGUUCUUACACGUACAAAAAAGUAUGAGCAUAUAACCCCGGUUCUGUCAACCUUGCACUGGUUACCUAUAAAGCAUCGCAUUAACUUUAAGAUCUUGCUUAUUACCUAUAAAGCCCUACAUGGUUUAGCGCCGCAGUAUUUGAAUGAACUUCUAUUGUAUUACAGACCUCCACGUACAUUACGCUUUAAGGGGUCCUGUCAGUUGGUAAUACCUAGAAUUUCAAAAUCAAGUGCAGGUGGUAGAUCCUUUUCUUAUCUAGCGCCUAAACUUUGGAAUAUUCUUCCCUGCACGGUCCGGGAGGCAGACACACUCUGUCAGUUUAAAUCUAGACUAAAGACUCAUCUUUUUAAUCUUGCAUACACUACACCUCCAUAAUAUUAAUCCUCAGAGGAUUUAGGUUGCAUUAUUUAGAUCAACCGGAACCAGGAACACAUCCAACAACAAAUGAUGUACUUGUUGCAUCAAAGAGUGCAGAACAGUACUCUACUCUCAGCCAGUCUUGUCUCUUUGUUCCAAGGUUACCGCAGGAUGCAGUUCAUGCCCAGACCUGAUGGCAGAGCUGAGAAUGGGAAGCGGUGACCUGACAAGUGCUAAGAGGAUAGAGAUGGAUAAAGGACGCGACAACUUUGUUUUUCCUACAACAUUUCAAAUGCUAUUAGAUUGUUAAUGAUAAUCUUUAAUCCUUAAUUUUUAUAUUUUUACUAAGCCUUGUUGUGCAAGCACUGUUGAGCUUGUGCAGAGGCAGCAGCUUUUGCCAGAGGGGAACUGGAAUCCCCUGGUUGGGCCUGGGUUCCCCUGAGUUUUUUUUUCUCGAUGGGAGUUUUGGGUUCCUCACCACCGUUUGCAUAUUGUUUUGCACUAUCUGCCUGGCCGGGGGGGCUGCUUUAGAAUUCAUACUUGUAUUAAAUGUGUCUCAUGUACAGCUGCUUUGUAACAAUGAAAAUUGUAAAAAGCGCUAUAUAAAUAAAGUUGAGUUGAGUUGA